AUGACCCACCUCAGCCGGAACAGCGGUGCAUCGCUCGACAUCCUAGAGUCCAAAGUGGAGCCACCGCAACGACACUCCAAGGCGCUGCAGUUAUGGGCUCUAGGAAUCGGCGCCGUGAUCAGCGGCGAAUACUGCGGAUGGCAAUCCUCACUCGUCGCUGGCUUUACCGGCAUGCUCAUCGUGAUGGGCAUGAUGGCGGUGCUGUACGUGACGCUGUCGUUCUCUGGCUUGGCGGAGACGCUCAAGGUGAUCGCCGUCAACUCGUCGACUUUCUACACCAUCUACUCGUAUCUUCAGACGCUUUUCAACGCGUCAUUCCGGAUGCAGGCUUGUUCAACGAAGCUCUGCGUGCUGUUGCAGCUCAUCAUGUUUUUCUCGGCCAUCCCGCAUCUGAGCUACAGCCGAUGGGUCCUACCGUUAGCCAGCGACGAAACAAUCGAGCCUGAGAAGAGCAUUCCUCGCGGGCUGCUCUUGUGCAUCUCGACUCUUGUGGUCCUAUUACGGUUUACGGCACUGGUGCAACCACAACCUUCGUCAAGUGAAUGA
Molecule: messenger RNA, 546 nt
Organism: Phytophthora infestans T30-4
Lineage: Eukaryota; Oomycota; Peronosporomycetes; Peronosporales; Peronosporaceae
Exons: 5
Coding region: 1-546 (181 amino acids)
Source: RefSeq, a predicted model, not a curated record